AUCCGUUAUUUUUGACUUAAACUCAACCCCUCGCCAUGGUUGAGGCAACAUCCUGUGGUACAAGUCACAGGUAGCUAGUCGUUAGAGCUAGUUAGUGUUGAAAACCUCUUUCAAUCAGAUAUUAUACUGCCAUUUAUUUUGGGUAUUUGGGUAUAUGAAUCGGACUGGUGUUUGAAUUAAACCUCUGUGCCAUGGUUAAGUUAUUGUUGCAUGGAAUCGACGAUAAUUAAGCACUUUCUCUCGUAGCCUGUGUUGUGGCUAACUUAAUGCUGGUAGCAAGUUUCAAUCAGACCGACUUGACCAGAUCGGCUCGAUUGAAACGUGUUACCAGCAGUAGAACUGUUGUCGUUUAUUGGAGAUAUCAGAGAAUGAUGAUUACUGGGCUGGACGAAGCCCAGUGAUCCCAUCUCUCUAAUAUCUCCUAUAAACGAUAACAUUUGGUUAACGUCCACACCUCAGGUUGCUGUAGGUCAUCAAACACAAGUCAACAUCCGUGUUCCUCUAACACGACAAUACCACACACGACUACUGACAUGUCCUGCAAAUGAUUCACUUCUAAAAAUUGGAUUAUACUAAGAAAUACCACGGACAGACCCAUCAGUGACAAAAGCUACACGCGGCUACUUACAAGUAAACUACACAUGGAUACAUCUAAUCUGUCAUCCAAAGCUAUCUGUUAUUUCUUUGUCCACGUUGUGAUUAAGAUGAUGUUUAUUGGCCGCCAAUCGAACCAGUUGAAUGAGUGAAACUGAGUGUUUGUGGUUAAACACAGCUCGGCAACCAUUCACAGCACAACCCUGACUUCCUGUCUCUCACAAACACACACAGACGCACACACACGUAGGCUUCCAUCCCCACACAGAGAGACUCCAUUUCACAAAGACAGCCUUCAACGACAGUUUGCUUGGAUGCUUCUGUAACAGUUUGGAUAUUUUUCGUAUUGGAUUUGAUGUGUUUUGAACCUCUUUUCCAUGGCAGAUCCAACGAAUGCCGAUAUGUCUCAGGCAGAUAAAAUGAAGCAAGGGCAGUUCACCAAUCCAGAGACACCGGGGUACGUGGGGUUUGCCAACCUACCCAAUCAGGUUCACCGAAAAUCGGUGAAGAAGGGCUUUGAAUUCACCCUCAUGGUGGUCGGGGAGUCUGGCCUUGGGAAGUCCACUCUGAUCAACAGCCUGUUCCUCACGGACCUCUACCCUGAGAGAAUCAUCCCUGGGGCUGCAGAGAAAAUCGAGCGCACCGUUCAGAUCGAGGCCUCCACCGUGGAGAUCGAGGAGCGGGGGGUUAAGCUCCGCCUCACCGUGGUCGACACUCCCGGAUACGGGGACGCCAUCAACAGCCAGGACUGCUUCAGCACCAUCAUUAGCUACAUCGAUGACCAGUUUGAGCGUUACCUGCAUGACGAGAGUGGCCUGAACCGAAGGCACAUCGUGGACAACAGAGUCCACUGCUGUUUCUACUUCAUCUCCCCGCUGGGCCACGGGCUGAAGCCCCUUGACGUCCAGUUCAUGAAGGCGAUCCACAACAAGGUCAACGUGGUCCCAGUCAUCGCUAAGGCGGACACGCUCACGCUGAGGGAGAGGGAGAGGCUGAAGCGCAGGAUUCUGGAUGAGAUUGACGAACACGGGAUCAAGAUCUACCACCUUCCUGAUGCUGAGUCCGACGAGGACGAGGACUUCAAGGAGCAGACCCGGAUCCUGAAGGCCAGCAUCCCGUUCGCGGUGGUGGGGUCCAACCAGCAGAUCGAGGCCAAGGGGAAGAAGGUGAGGGGUCGGCUGUACCCCUGGGGCGUGGUGGAGGUGGAGAACCCCGAGCACAACGACUUCCUCAAGCUGCGCACCAUGCUCAUCACCCACAUGCAGGACCUGCAGGAGGUGACCCAGGACCUGCACUACGAGAACUUCCGCUCGGAGCGCCUGAAGCGCGGUGGCAGGUUGUCAUCACACGGUUAUGUUCUGCCUCUCUCUCCUGCUAACAGGAAGGGGCCGGAGCCGGAGGAAACGGACAAGGACAUGAUCCUGCAGGAGAAGGAAGCCGAGCUGAGGAGGAUGCAGGAGAUGAUAGCCAAAAUGCAGCUACAGAUGCAGAAACAAGGAGAUGGCGAAGGAGACGGCCAUCAUGUGUGAACCCCAAGGUCUGUGAGCCAUGGCCUCGUGGGCUGAAUACGACUGACUGCUUGGGAGACCUUGAGGUCCUUGACUGUACAAGUUGCCACUAUGUUAUUUUAUUUCACUAGAACUUGGGAUUUUUCUUUUAUACCAAACGAUAUAUAUCUAUUCACACUAUUAUGUUUAUGUCUACUUAUUAUUGACCUUGCCAGUUUGCAGAUAUCAGCCUUUUGCCAGUUGAUCCGAUGAAGUAAUUUGAGCGGUUUAGUGGAAGCACCUUUUUCUUUUUUAUGCCAACACACAGGUUACCGUUACUUUAUUUUAUUUUUUCUCAUUGGAAAUGUUAUGUACUAUAGUCCUGCAGGCCAUAAACCCCUAUCAUAUGGUAGGUUUUAGCAUUUCCCCCCCUUUUCUUUUGACAGAAGUCCACAACUGUGAAAAGAAGCUUCUUCUUUUGUGCAAACUAGCGUUACAGCAAACGGUCCCAUUUCCAACAUCGUCAAAGACAAAGCGUGCUCUGAAGUCGUUUCGUGCCGACGAGUCGCUGUAUUUGAAGGUGCUAAACGGCCUUCCCUUUAAUGUUUAUCCCGGCAUGACGCCCCUGGGUCGCGUGUUUGUGUGAAUAUCUGAUACUUUGAGUGAAGAACUGUUUUCAGAUCAGCCUAUCGACUCCCAUCUUAACGUUUGACGACCCAGCCCCUAAUCUUGAUUAUUAACACCAGGAUUGCUGUUAGUGUGUGGGGGAAGUGUCCUCCCAGUACCGCUCUCCUUGUGACUUGAAUACCCGGACCUGGUCCUUUCUGACGGGGGGAGUAGCUGGCGUUGUGACUGUGAUGUGCCUGUAAGGUGUGUGGACCCCCUCGGACGCCACGUCCGCAGUGUAAGGUCACGUGUUUUUAAAUGUCAAUGAGUGGUGCAUGCUACCAAACAGAGUUAAACUGCCCAGCUGUUUUAAUGUGAUGCUUUUAUGACUGAAUAAUGAGGUGUGAGGAGUUACGGGGAGCAGUUUAUGAAGAUUGUGUCAUCGGGCCCAUACUAUACAAACCUUUUUUUGUUUUGUUCUCUGUAGCUGGAUAUGUAGGGGCGAUGACACACUGGCAUUUAACUGAAGGAGGGUUCUGAGGUCUGCUUCUGCAGCAAAGUUGCUAGGCAAUGUCGCAUUUACCAACAUAAAGAAAACAUUGUUGAAGUCCUAUUUCAGUGACAUGAAGUACUAUGUUCAAAAGAGGUGAAAGGUUACAUUUUUUGGAUUUUCCAAAUAGAUUAUAGAUCCGUUUUUAUUGGGCCUUUACGACUCUGUAGGAUGAUAUGGGAUAUUUGAUCAGUGUAGCCAAUAUAUCUUCCACAAGCUAAGGCUAGUGUUUAUAAGAACAUUCCACCUUACUGCCAUUUUAGCCAAAAUUUUACAAAAUAUUGUUAUUAAUGCAUAUGUUGUAAUAAAUCAUUUUAGCAAACUUGCAGUAUACUUGUUA
Molecule: messenger RNA, 3577 nt
Organism: Gadus chalcogrammus (walleye pollock)
Lineage: Eukaryota; Metazoa; Chordata; Actinopteri; Gadiformes; Gadidae
Gene: septin2
Product: septin 2
Exons: 12
Coding region: 972-2123 (383 amino acids)
Biological process (GO): regulation of exocytosis; cell division; cytoskeleton-dependent cytokinesis
Cellular component (GO): synaptic vesicle; microtubule cytoskeleton; cell division site
Molecular function (GO): molecular adaptor activity; GTP binding; GTPase activity
Source: RefSeq, a predicted model, not a curated record